AUGGCCGAAUACGACGAAGCAUAUGAAGAUGAGUUUUACGAUGAUGCGGAUGAAGGAAUCACCUCGGAAGAUUGUUGGACUGUGAUCUCUUCGUUCUUCGACACGAAGGGCCUUGUGUCCCAACAGCUUGAUUCCUUCGAUGAAUUCAUUUCAUCGACCAUGCAGGAACUUGUGGAGGAACAAGGACAGGUCGUUGUCGACCAGAGCGUUCUCCCCGACGAAGACGAAGUGGACCCGAUCGUUGUCCGCCGUUACGAUUACAAAUUUGGAACUGUCAUGCUGUCGCGACCGUCUGUCCAGGAAGGUGAUGGCGCGACAACGAUCAUGUUGCCCCAGGAAGCACGUCUGCGAAAUCUCACCUAUGCCAGUCCUCUGUACCUCGAAAUCACAGAGAAGCUCACCCAUGGACGAGAGCGCCUGAUUGCUGACCGCGAUGAUGAGGAUGGAGAAGGAGAUGAAGAGGAGCGCAAAGCCAGGGGCACAUAUCUUGAUUGGGAAUUAACUAAACCUGUCAAGACGGAGACAGAAUUUCUGGGUAGAAUGCCGAUUAUGCUCAAGUCGAAGUACUGCAUUCUGAAGGAUCUGAAUGAACAGUCUCUCUACGCCUGGAACGAGUGCCCUUAUGAUUCGGGUGGUUAUUUUAUUAUAAACGGAAGUGAAAAGGUCCUGAUUGCUCAGGAGCGUAGCGCCGGAAACAUCGUUCAGGUUUUCAAGAAGGCACCUCCGAGUCCCACACCUUAUGUGGCCGAAAUCCGCAGUGCUGUGGAAAAGGGAUCUCGACUGCUAUCUCAGCUCGCGUUGAAGCUCUUCGCCAAGGGUGACAGCGCCAAGGGUGGUUUUGGUCCCACCAUUCGGUCAACUCUGCCAUAUGUCAAGGCAGACAUUCCGAUUGUCGUUGUAUUCCGUGCCCUUGGUGUCGUCUCUGACGAAGAUAUCCUGAAUCACAUCUGUUAUGAUCGCAAUGAUACCCCGAUGUUGGAGAUGCUGAAGCCGUGUAUUGAGGAGGGUUUCGUCAUCCAAGACCGCGAAGUUGCUCUCGAUUUCAUCGCCAAGCGUGGCUCGUCGCAAUCAAACCUGAACCACGAGCGACGUGUCCGCUAUGCUAGAGAAAUCAUGCAAAAGGAGCUGCUGCCUCAUAUUUCACAGAGCGAAGGUAGUGAAACUCGAAAGGCAUUCUUCCUGGGUUACAUGGUGCACCGCUUACUACAGUGUGCCCUUGGUCGCCGGGACGUCGACGAUCGUGAUCAUUUCGGUAAGAAGCGUCUGGACUUGGCUGGUCCACUUCUGGCCAACCUUUUUCGUGUCCUUUUCACACGUGUUACACGUGAUCUACAACGCUACGUGCAGCGUUGUGUUGAGACCAGCAAAGACGUUCAGCUCAACGUAGGCCUGAAGAAUAGUACUGUCAGCGGUGGAUUGAAGUACGCCCUGGCGACGGGUAACUGGGGUGAACAGAAGAAGGCGGCAAGCGCCAAGGCUGGUGUGUCCCAGGUGCUGAGUCGCUACACUUAUGCCUCGACAUUAUCCCAUCUGCGGCGAACGAACACACCAAUUGGACGAGAUGGAAAGAUUGCCAAACCUCGUCAGCUGCACAACACCCAUUGGGGCCUGGUGUGCCCAGCUGAAACACCUGAAGGUCAAGCUUGUGGUCUUGUCAAGAACCUGGCACUUAUGUGCUACAUCUCCGUUGGAACACCCAGUGAGCCGAUCAUUGAUUUCAUGAUCCAGCGAAACAUGGAAGUUCUGGAAGAAUUUGAGCCUCAGGUUACUCCAAAUGCCACAAAGGUGUUUGUCAAUGGUGUCUGGGUUGGUAUUCAUCGCGACCCUUCGCACUUGGUAAAUACUAUGCAAAAUCUUCGUCGACGAAACUUGAUCUCCAACGAAGUGAGCUUGAUUCGUGAUAUUCGCGAUCGAGAGUUCAAAAUUUUCACAGAUGCUGGACGUGUCUGCCGACCGCUCUUCGUUGUUGACAAUGACCCGAAGAGCGAAAAUUCUGGAUCUUUGGUCCUUAAUAAGGAGCACAUUCACAAAUUGGAGCAAGACAAGGAUAUUCCACCAGACCUAGAUCCGGAAGAACGCCGGGAGCGUUAUUUCGGUUGGGAAGGGUUGGUAAGAUCCGGAGCUGUCGAAAUCGUGGACGCCGAGGAGGAGGAAACCAUUAUGAUUGUGAUGACGCCCGAGGACCUGGAGAUUUCGAAACAAUUGCAGGCUGGUUAUUCUCUUCCAGAAGACACAGACGAUCCCAACAAGCGUGUUCGCUCAAUUCUUAGCCAGCGUGCCCACACUUGGACCCAUUGCGAGAUUCAUCCAAGUAUGAUCCUCGGUGUUUGCGCUAGUAUCAUUCCGUUCCCAGAUCACAACCAGUCACCUCGUAACACUUAUCAAUCCGCCAUGGGUAAACAAGCCAUGGGUGUUUUCCUGACGAACUUUUCUCAGCGCAUGGAGACCAUGGCGAAUAUUCUCUACUACCCCCAGAAGCCCCUUGCCACCACCCGAUCCAUGGAGUUCUUGCGUUUCCGCGAGUUGCCUGCUGGUCAGAAUGCUAUUGUUGCCAUUGCUUGUUACUCUGGAUACAACCAAGAAGAUUCCGUCGUCAUGAACCAAAGCAGUAUUGACCGUGGUCUUUUCCGCAGUCUGUUCUACCGUACAUACACAGAUGCGGAGAAGAAGAUCGGUCUUAACACUGUGGAGACGUUCGAGAAACCUUCAAGGCAGGUAACUGUUGGUAUGCGCAAGGGUACAUAUGAUAAACUUGAUGAUGAUGGUAUCAUUGCCCCUGGUGUUCGCGUUUCUGGAGAAGAUAUCAUCAUUGGCAAAACGGCACCACUGGCCCCAGAUUCCCAGGAACUUGGUCAACGUACCUCUCAACACACCAAGAUCGAUACAUCGACGCCAUUGCGUAGUACAGAGAACGGUAUUGUGGACCAGGUCAUUGUGACAUCCGGUAAUGAUGGCCUCACCUUUACUAAGGUCCGCAUGCGUACUACUAAAGUCCCCCAGAUUGGUGACAAGUUCGCUUCUCGUCACGGUCAAAAGGGUACUAUUGGUAUCACCUAUCGACAAGAAGAUAUGCCUUUCACUCGUGAAGGUGUUGUGCCCGAUCUGAUCAUUAACCCACACGCCAUUCCUUCUCGUAUGACUAUUGCUCACUUGAUUGAGUGUCAACUGAGUAAGGUCUCGGCUCUGCGUGGUUUCGAAGGUGACGCCACUCCCUUCACUGACGUGACAGUCGACUCGGUGUCUCGUCUGCUCCGAGAACACGGUUAUCAAUCUCGUGGAUUUGAAGUGAUGUAUAACGGGCAUACCGGUCGUAAGCUUGUUGCCCAGGUGUUCUUGGGUCCAACAUACUACCAACGUCUGCGCCACAUGGUCGACGAUAAGAUUCACGCUCGUGCUCGUGGUCCCACUCAGAUCUUGACCCGUCAACCUGUUGAGGGUCGUGCACGUGACGGUGGUCUCCGUUUCGGAGAGAUGGAACGUGAUUGUAUGAUCGCCCACGGUGCCAGUGCCUUCUUGAAGGAGCGUCUCUUCGAUGUUUCUGAUCCAUUCCGAGUUCACAUCUGUGACGACUGCGGACUGAUGUCCCCAAUUGCUAAACUCAAGAAGGGUCUUUACGAGUGCCGUCUGUGCAACAACAAGCACCGCAUCUCGCAAGUCCACAUCCCCUAUGCCGCCAAACUUCUUUUCCAAGAGUUAGCCUCGAUGAACAUUGCUGCUCGCAUGUUUACCGACCGGUCUGGAGUGUCGGUGCGAUAA
Messenger RNA from Penicillium angulare, 3756 nucleotides. RefSeq names its product DNA-directed RNA polymerase II subunit RPB2. Gene Ontology annotation, molecular function: DNA binding; DNA-directed RNA polymerase activity; ribonucleoside binding. Gene Ontology annotation, cellular component: RNA polymerase II, core complex. NCBI's taxonomy places the organism in Eukaryota, Fungi, Ascomycota, Eurotiomycetes, Eurotiales, Aspergillaceae. The record is from RefSeq and is a predicted model, not a curated record. Bases 1 to 3756 code for a protein of 1251 amino acids. The transcript is spliced from 2 exons. Gene Ontology annotation, biological process: DNA-templated transcription.